Molecule: messenger RNA, 6629 nt
Organism: Mya arenaria
Lineage: Eukaryota; Metazoa; Mollusca; Bivalvia; Myida; Myidae
Product: tumor necrosis factor alpha-induced protein 8-like
Exons: 3
Coding region: 266-838 (190 amino acids)
Biological process (GO): regulation of apoptotic process
Cellular component (GO): cytoplasm
Source: RefSeq, a predicted model, not a curated record
AAGCAAUUGGCAAACAUCGACUCAAGAGCAUACUAUGGGACAGGAAAUAGUGUGUUUGUCAGAAAUUAAUAAUAAAUAAUGCUUGUAAAGUAGAAACAGUGUAUUUGUGUAUAUUUUAAUAGAAGUGGUUUAAAAGAAUUUGGCUACAUCAAAACAUCGGUUGCAUGGGAGGGUCAGAGUUGCCAUAGAGACAUUUAGAAGUGUUUAACCACAACCAGGCAAGGCCACCUGAAUCUUUGCUCAAGGGAGAAAAAUCAACAGGAACAUGGCGUCCGAGCCAGGGGCCGGGUUUGAUUCAAAAGGCAUUGGCCUGCGAGCCCAGAAAAAGCUGCUGGGGAAGAUGUCCAGCAAGAAGAUAGCAAAAGUCUUCAUUGAUGACACAACUGCCAGGGUUCUCGACAAUGCUUUCAGAAUACUUAAAGAAUAUUUGCCCGCUAAAAAGGAUGCGGACAAGAUUCUCAAAUAUCUGAUAAAAACUGUUGUAAAAAUUGGCAUUCUCUACAGAAAUGACCAGUUUAACGCUGAGGAGUUGAAACUUGCUGAAUUGUUUAAGCAAAAGUUUCGAUCUGUUGCCAUGACACUGGUGAGCUUCUACACUGUAGACUUUACGUAUGACAAGCAGUUUCUACGACAUACAACAGAAGAAUGUCACACGUUACUGCAACAGCUAAUCAAGCGUCAUUUGACUGACAAGUCAAAAUCUCGGGUGGAUAUAAUCUUUGACACUUUCAAUGAUCCUGCGCUUAUGGAUGCUAUAUUUACGUCAGGAAAAUUCAAGGAAUUCAUGGACAAAAUAACAACUGACCUGAACACACUGAUGGAUGAGGGAAGCUUGUGAAAUCAGAGAUUUGUUUUGUAGUACACUUGCCAAUGUGAUGCAAACAUAUUUACUGCCUUUCUAUGAAAUCUAUGCACAUUCCGUCAAAACUGCUAUAAAAUGUUUGCACAAUUGAUAUAAUAACUUUCACAUCUUAUAAAAGGGUCAUUUGAAUACAUUUUUUGUGCUAUGUUAACAUCUCUUUCUUAUGAAUUUCUAGUAAUGAUUAUGAUGAUGCUUGCAGUUUCUGUGCAAAGAAUAUUCUCCAAAGCCAAGAAAAUGACCUUUUCCAAGUGGCAAUUACCUUAUACAUUAGAUCUGCUAUUUCCAUGAAGUGUUCAUUGCUGCUGUAAUUUUGUAUCCUUUUAGUCACAUUAUUUUGAGCAUGUUACAGAUAGAGUUAUGUAAUAUAAUUACACAUUUUACAGCUGAAGAGGUACUUUGGCCAAAUGUAGCGAAACUCUUCCAUUUAAAUCUAAAUAUAAGAACCUUUUACUGUUUUAAAUAGAAUGAAGUUAAAUUACCAGAGAAAUAACAACUUCUUGUAAUCUGACCUUUGGCUGGUGUGAAAAUGUAAUUAUUCUCUAACAAUUUUUAAAAAAUCAUCACAAUCUACAAACCUGCAUGAAAUCUUUAUACUACUGACCUGCAAUCAUGGAAAACUGCCCAAAAUAAAAAUGUAAAAAAUGAUCAUUAUGUAGAGCAGGUAGCUGGUUUAUCAAGAAUCCUUGGAAUGAUUGUGUACUUAGUGAGAGAUGUUCACCAGUGCACUCACUGUACUCACCGUAUCUCACAAGACCUUCACAUGAAACAUAGUAUAUAAUUAUGUCACCAGUGACAAUGUGUUCUACAUUUGCAUCAAGGCAUAUAACUCUGGCUAUAAUAAAAGUGGAAUUAUGCCCAUAUAUGGACAGUAAAACAACAGUAGACUUGGAAUAUCUGUGAUUCCCUUGUUAUUGUUUAAUGAUGAUGGGAGAGAAAUCUUUAUUAUAACAAACUUGUAAUCAGCGGCGUUCGAGCUGUCCCAUUUUGGUCCAUAAUUAUGAAAACAGUAGGGACAUUACCAUUCAUCUCACCACCAUUCAUUUCGGUCUUGCUGCUAAUUGGGCGAAAUGAGAUUGCCAAGCCAUUAAGUAACGUGGGAAACAUCCUGCAUUCAAGUAAUAAGAAAUAAUAAGGUAGUUUUUGGGAAAUAAGACAAUGACUUGAUGGUGCUGUAUUAGUUUGUAACACUGAGUAUAAGAAUGAUUGUUUAUGCCUGUAUAGAGCCAUCUGUCAUCAUUAUAUGUAAAAGCCGGACUGCCAUUGCUGCUAUAAAUGUUUUAUCAUGAUACAUUGCGUUGUUCAUUUGAUACCUGAAAAGUAAAAAUCAGUAGCAUGCACAACUUGCAAUCCCAUGAGGGAUGACAAUUAUUACCACUCUUUAUGCAUUUAUGUCACUAUAGAAUUUUCCAUUUUGUUGAAAUCUUAUAUUUUCAGUAAAAAAAAGUAUUUGGAAAGUGUAAGUGUUGAAAUUGCUGUUAUGUUUACAAAGUUUAUGUAUUAUGAAAACCUAUGGAGUUAUAAAUGUGUUCAUGAUUAACAAUUUGUCUGAGUAUGUAUCUGGGCUGUUAACUACUGUCUCAAAAUGUUGAGACCACUGCAGCUACUGCAGAAUUAACAAGUUUUGUAUCAGCAUGACAUUGGGCGGAUUGUACAGAACCUUGUUAAAAUUAACAUUAACUUCACCAUUGUUCACUUUGAAAUCUUAACUUCUCUGGGGGUUAUGGACACGUUGGUGAUCUGCAAUACUUCUUACACCUUUUGAGACAACUGUUUCAACUGUGCUUGUUUUAUCUAAAAAUAUCAGCGAGUCUUAAAUAUUUUACGGUACAUUUGAAAGUUAACAACACUGUUAUUAAUCACAUUGUUAACUUUUGCGAAAUUCCGAACAAUCAGCUCAUUUUGUCAUGUUUCAUUGCAUGAGGUAACAGUUUAUAAAGUAUUUUAACAAGUGAAUAAUGAAUCUUGUAAAUGUUUUGUAUAUAAUUAUCAAUAUGACACCAUGUUAUUCUAGGUAUUGUACAUGUUUAAAUACUACAAGUACAAGGUAAUAAUAUCCUUUGAGAACCACUUAUAGAUGUAACUUAAUAACUUAUUGUUAAUCAAUAUACACCAUAUUGCUUUGUUAAUGGGCGUUUUCAGUGUUAAUUGUCAGAUCUAUUCUUGAAUAUGUUUUAUUUUCUAAUAUUUUAGAGAAAUGUAGAAAAAAUUGUUUUUUUACAAACCAUCCAGAAUUUUGCCAAAAAAGCAUGCACCAUGACAUUUGUUGAUUUUUGCAUUUUUGAUAAAAGGUACAUUCUGUGAGAUCACAUUGUGUAACAGCUAUGAGGUUAAAGGCAGACCUUUUCUGCUGUGCCACUUUUCACCAGUUUUAUUGUUUUUGAUGUUUGUUUUUUUAACAGUCUCUGAUAAAAAAUUUAAUUUUAUGAUAGAUAUAAUGGUUAUUUAACGAUUCAUAGUAAUUUAUAUGUGUAAAAUGCUGGACACUGUAAGUGAAAAUGAUAUGGAAACCGAUCUGACAUAAUGUGCCUUUACGUCGAACACAUACAUGGUAUGAUUAUUAUAACCAGAGAAACAAUCACAAAGUCAGGGUAUAUAUUUCUUGAACAGGGCUUGCUUCUCUUGAAUUGCCAAACAAGACCAAAACCAUUAUUAUUAUACAAUUUAAAUGUCAGUUGCUUUUUACAUGCUGGCAUAUAGACUUCUUCUGAGGAAUGAAAGUGCCAUUAUAGAAACUUUGGAAAAUGAUCUGAACAUUUUUUGCUGUCAAAAACUGUCUAAAGUAUCCCUGUUUACUGUCAUCGUUAUCCAAGAUUUCAUUUUGUUUCCUUUGGGUUUAAAUAUAAGAUUAACAUUAUCUGUUAUAUGAAUUUGAGUGAUUUUAUUUUUUUCACUUACCCGAUUGGAAAUACCCCCACCGAAAGGCAAUGGGAUGUUAAUGGUGUGAGUUAUUCUGCCCAUUGGUCUGUCACACACAAUAAGAGGGCAAAAUGCAUAUAGGAUAAAUGUUUAUAUUAAUGUAAGAUCGCAAAAUAUAUAUCACUAAGUGAACACUCAAAGCUAUUUUUUUACAAGUGGCAUAAUCACAAAUGAAAUAUGUCAUACUUUUGGUGUUCACUCGGAACACUGAAACAAGCAUUUUAUUAUUAUUAUUAUUUUUCAGUGUUGGUGAAAUUGUGCCCCAGGCUUGUUUGCGCUGACGUUUGAUUUGGACAUGAUAUUAUGCUAAAAUUUAAAAACUGAAAUAUUUAUAUAUAUAUCAAACUGAUAUUUUCACUGUUUUAAAUGGCAUAAUAUCAAGGUUUUUUUUAAAUUUUACUGGUGAAUCUCUUUAAACAACUGGAAAGCAUAUAAUUUAACGUGAUCUUUCAUGAUUUCAAAUUGAUCACACUUGGUUUCUUGCCAUUUACUAAGAUGCAGUGUUUGAGAUUUGACAGUAUUAGAAAGAAUCAGCUGCAGAAUGUUUUUGUAUGACAAAUCUGAUGCUCUGCAGGGAUCUCACCAUCUACACUAAAAUAUCUGUUUGUCACUUUAUUUUUUGCAAUUGAAGAAAUGUUUAGCCACAGUAUUUUCAUGUUACCAGUUUAUAGCAGAGUUCAAUGAUGUAGCAGAAAAAGAAAGCUGUAACUUAAUAAUUAUUGAAAAUGUGUGAUAUUUUUUCUAACAUACAUGUACAACUCUUGUUUUGCGAUAUUAUUAUUAUACAGUUACACACUGAUGAUUUGUUUUGUAUACUGUUUUAUAGAUGGUAGAAGGUGAAUGUCACUUUUUAUGUUUCUAUAAAUGGAAUAUACACUGAUAUUGUCAACCUGUAAGUGUUUAAUAAUGUGCUAUAAGUUAUAAUCUUCCUUCAAAAAACAAUCGUUUUACAUAAUAUUUGAUGCAGUAUGCCCAAAAACGCUAAGAUAAGAAAAUGUUGUCACUUUCAUGAAUUUUACUUCCAGUCGCUUAUAUAUGUCAUGGCACACAUCAUGAAUGAUGUCACUUCCUGUAACACAUGUGGGGUUUGUUUACAAUAAUAUAUUUUUUUGGCCUUGUAUAUAACUUUCUAUGGUUUGUCAGGUGGUAGCUUCUCAACCAAUCAAAACGGCGGAAAUGCAUUAAGCAAUGUUCUGACUUGACAGUAAUAAUUCAGUUCAUCAGUGAGAGUGAUGUCAUUUUUUGAACAUUGUAUUCCUAGGCAGAGUCACAUUUUCAAAGUACAUGACAUAGUUAAAUUUAUAAACUUAAAUGCAUGGUUUUCUGGAAUCAUUUAAAUGUAUAAGAUUAUGACAGAUGAUGGAGCCAUUUCAUCAAUAAUGCUAGGAGCAUUUCCUGCUGUAGGAAACUCUUUCAAAGUGCAGUAUUAUAAAUACUGUUGAAAAUCCCUCCUAGAUUCGAAAUAACAUCUAGUAUUCUUGAUGAAACAGUCCCUUGUGAUCUUAAUUUACCAUUUUGUCAAACAAAAUAAGCAACAUGCCGUACUGAAGGCUAAUGUUAAAUGCCCCCUUCUACCUGAGGAUCAGUGCUAUCUGUGGUGUUUAGGAGCCAAAAAAUUAUAUGUAAAUGUGUUUAUUAAGUUUUUAAAAUGUAAUUGUCAAUAUUGUUGUCAAUUUGUAUAUACUAUUUUAUCUGUUUUCCUAAUGCUAUGUUUUACACACUCUUUAUAACCAGUCACCAAAUGUUAAUCAUGCAAAAGUGUCAGAGAAAUGUCGUUGAUGUAAAGGUCUGAUCACUGUCCUGUUUGUUAACCCUUUGUCUGUGAUCUCUGGUUGAUGCAAUAAGAUUAGAAAUAUGGAAAUAUAGUUAGUUCUUUAUCUACAUUGGUGCUAAUUUCCAAUAAUUAUUACAGGUUUUAUAUCUGUAUUUCUAACAGGAAUAAGAACCAACAGAGCAUUUCAUAUAGUUACAUGAGAAUUUCGAACAUUGACUCUUAUGAAACCUCGUAAACACUUAGCUUAUGUAUAAUAGGAGGAACAUAGGACUUGUGUUAUGAAGUUGUUACUUUAUUAUGCAUCUGUUCAGUAUUCCAAGAAAUGCUUUGAUAUGUUCUCAUUCAUCUGCUCAGUAUUCCUAGAAAUGCUCUGUUGAAAGUUGCUGCUGGUUUUCAUAUACAAUUCACUAUGUGCUAAUAGUCUUAUAUUUAUUACAUGUUUUGCUAUAGGUCUUUGUUAUUUCUGAACUAUGUCUCUAUUGACUUCAGACACCAUUGCCUUAACACUGCUAUAAAGCACAUAAAAGCUUCUGUGAAAAUAAUACGGUAAUACUUGACAUGUGCACUCAUUAUUCAACAUUUAUGUAGUAACAUAUAAAAAAAAAAAGUUUGUGAAUUAGUAGACAUGAUUUUAAGAUUCAACCUGUGAAUAUGUUUUCUUCAGUUGUAGUUGUAACUCCAUUUAGAUUAUGAAUGUAGUUGAAAAGAGGUGGCUGAUAUUUCAUCUUCUCUUAUAUGAAAGAGAAUGGAACAUGAUCAAUGCAAAUGUUUGGGAUAUUUCAGAAGCAUCCACAUAAUAAUGCAUAUUAUGGAUACAUGGAUGUCCUCAGUCCAUAUUAUUUCCCCGACUACAAAUUAUCUGUCAGGACUGUAAUUUACAUGAUUGCAUGCAUAAAACUAACAAUGACUGUUUUCUGUAGUUCAUACACUUAAGUGCAUAUUCCUUGAUAUCUUUUAUCACCGAAAAAUACAAAUGUGUAGUUUUAUUUUGUAUACAGUUAUUUGCAUCGACAAUAUAGUAUGUAAUAAAGACUGUAUUUUAUGUUUAUAUGUUAUACAAAUAAAUUCUGCACUGUA